CAAUGCCCACCAUCCUUUAAUUUGUGAGUCCUGCCCUCCUGCUAGCUCAAACCCCCCCCCCUUCUGCUAGCUAGCGUCGUCGUUGAUUGUCUGGCAAUGGCGAGAGCUGAGAUGCUCCGCCUCGCGCUGUGCCUCGUGGCCUCCGCACUGGCCGCCACCGGUGCCGGCGGAGCGAGGAAGACGAUUGGGGUGUACGAGCUCAGGCAUGGGGAUUUCUCCGUCAAGAUCACCAACUGGGGCACCACGAUCAUGUCGGUCAUUCUCCCCGACUCCAAAGGGAACUUGGCUGAUGUCGUCCUUGGCAAGGACACUAUCGCUGAAUACAUUAACGACACUUCUUUCUUCGGCCCGGUGGCCGGGCGCGUAGCAGGGAGAAUUGCCAGGGGCCGGUUCGUCCUCGACGGGAAAGUAUACCAUCUGGACAUCAACGACGGCAGGAAUACGCUUCAAGGUGGCGGCAGAGGAUUCAACAAAGUCAUCUGGACGGUGAAGGAGUACGUCGCCGGCGGCGACUCCCCGUACGUCACCCUAUACUAUCGCAGCUUCGACGGAGAGCAAGGUUUCCCGGGUGACCUGGACGUGUACGUGACGUACCGUCUGUCGCCGUACGAGCUGGGCGUGCACAUGAACGCGACGGCGCUGGGCAGGGCGACGCCGGUGAACCUCCUGCAGCACACGUACUGGAACCUGGGCGGGCACGGCGCCGGCGACGUGCUGGGCCACACGCUCCGGCUCCACGCGUCGCGCUACACCCCGCUGGACGCCGAGAUGCUGCCGUCGUCGGGCCGCGGCGCCGCGCCCGUCGCCGGCACGCCCUUCGACUUCCUCGCGCCGACGACCGUCGGCGCGCGCAUCCGCGGCGUCGUGGGGGGGCGCGUGCUCGGGUACGACGCCAACUACGUCGUCGAUGGGGAGCCCGGCGAGAUGCGGCCCGUGGCACGGGCCCUGGACGGCGCGUCCGGCAGGACGCUGGAGCUGUGGGGCAACCAGCCGGCGAUGCAGCUCUAUACGGCCAACUGGCUCAACCACACCAAGGGGAAAGGCGGCGCGGUGUACGAGCGGUACGCGGGGUUCUGCCUGGAGACGCAGGGGUACCCCGACGCCGUGAACCACCCUGAGUUCCCGUCGCAGAUCAUCAGGCCUGGCCAGGUGUACAGGCACGACAUGGUCUUCAAGUUCUCGUUCUAGACCGCCGGCGAUUGUAUUAGUUUGUGUCUAAUAGGACCAGGGCAGCCAUGUGGCAGAGUGGCAAUGCACUUGUUGGUUGUGGACUUGUGGAGAAAUAGUGCUUCAAGAUCCAUUACGUGUCUAAGGCUGUUCGUUCUUCUUUGCAUCCGUUAUUUUAGCAUAAGAUUUUUGUUCCAAAAAAAACCCCUAGUUUAUAACAUGUUCGCAGCUUUUCUCGGUAUG
This is a messenger RNA of Sorghum bicolor (sorghum), 1410 nucleotides long. Its product is annotated as aldose 1-epimerase. The transcript is spliced from 5 exons. Bases 97 to 1188 code for a protein of 363 amino acids. Gene Ontology annotation, molecular function: carbohydrate binding; aldose 1-epimerase activity. Lineage: Eukaryota; Viridiplantae; Streptophyta; Magnoliopsida; Poales; Poaceae. Gene Ontology annotation, biological process: beta-D-galactose catabolic process via UDP-galactose, Leloir pathway; glucose metabolic process. The record is from RefSeq and is a predicted model, not a curated record.